Molecule: messenger RNA, 1129 nt
Organism: Pisolithus orientalis
Lineage: Eukaryota; Fungi; Basidiomycota; Agaricomycetes; Boletales; Pisolithaceae
Exons: 8
Coding region: 1-1086 (361 amino acids)
Biological process (GO): chromatin remodeling
Source: RefSeq, a predicted model, not a curated record
AUGUCUUUCCAGCCGCAAGCCCAUCCAGAUCCGCCAUGCCUGCGUUUCCCAGAGAACCUGGGAUUACAUGCCGCAGUAAACAUAGAAGCUGCGGUAAAUAUGCUCCUUAGAGCGGUUCAGAUGUCCCAGAACGUCCCCUACAUGUGGACAUUCAUAGACAAGCCAGCCGAAGGACAACUUUUCUUACUAUAUCUUCAAAAUCCGGCACAGUUUCCCAACGACGGUAUUCGAUAUCAGGAUCAAGAAAGCCGCUAUGUUAUACCUGCCGGCAAUCGGGAAAUGGAAGUCUCAGAGAUCAAGCACGGCUUUGUGCCUAAUUCUCCGGACACAACUGCUUGGCGCCUGCGGCGGCGCUACCGUCUGCAUAGAGGAGGCCACCCCCAGCUUGUGCUCGUGCACUACACGCGCGGGCCCCCCAUACAAAUCGUCCCGUCACUACUCAAUUCUCCCGUACGCCAAUACCCUCUCCGUCAAAUCACCGAACCGUCCGUAUAUAUUAUGGGUGAUAAGGCGGGCCAAAAAGUGUAUCCGCCUGGAUCUGCACCUCCGCCGCCCCCUCAAGCACCAAUGGGAAUGCCGCCACAUCCCAUGAGCAUGAAUCAGCAGGGUGUGAAUCCUCCGGUAGUCAGCAUAAACGCUCCAGGGAUGGGGAUGAACGCGCAAGCAAUGCUCGCGCAGCAGAACAGUGUUAUGGAAGCACUCGAGAGAAGGCGAGAACGGGAACGACCCAGAGAGCGAGGUGGUAGUAUGAGUGGUAGUCGCCCUGGUCCGCCUCGGUUGGACGACGAUGAUUCGGCAGAUGAAACCGAAACAAUAUCUACUCGUACGCUGGCCAUAACCAGGUACCGACGUAACCAUGAACUCAUGGAAGAGGUGUUCAAACAAGCUGCAUUUGGUAACGUGAAGCGACCCGCACCACAAACCGCAUAUUCGAUAUUCGACAAAUCAGAACUAGAAGCCAAAGUGAACAAGCUACAAGAGGAAGUUGACGCGUUGCGGGCGAAGGCCGUGGAGCGCAAGACGCGCUUAGUAUCUGAAGAUGUCAUUGCCGUUAACGCGCCGAGUCCCAUGGAGAUUGCCCCAUGACAUGUUUGCAAUGUACAUUUCAUAAUGCGAGACAUGCAAUAAU